Messenger RNA from Pecten maximus, 1002 nucleotides. RefSeq lists its product as uncharacterized. Lineage: Eukaryota; Metazoa; Mollusca; Bivalvia; Pectinida; Pectinidae. The coding region runs from base 1 to 1002 and encodes 333 amino acids. The transcript is spliced from 2 exons. Gene Ontology annotation, molecular function: protein binding. The record is from RefSeq and is a predicted model, not a curated record.
AUGGCGAUAGUGAGUGUCAGCUUUGUAAUAUUAACAUUUUCCUGUGCUGUGUCUCGCUUUGGAGUACGGGCUGACGUCAUACUAAAUGAGCACAUUAACAAUAACAGCCCUAAUUAUGUGUUUGAGUUGAACAAACGAUUAGACCAAAUGGAAGAUUUGCGCGCCAAAGAUGCAAUGCGCAUCGAUACACUUGUGGCUAGGAUAGAAGAAUUAGAAGAUCUGCACGUGAAAGAUGAAAUUGUGACGAGGAGAAAAAUAAUGGACCUAGAAAAACAUCAUGCAAAGGAAAUAUGGAAACUAACAAAGAGAAUAGAGGAUCUUAUAAACAUUCAUGCUAAGGAGAUUAGCGAAUUGACUCUAGGUCUAGCAGAAAGCAGAGCUAUGCAUGAAACACAUAUACUUGAUCUCACUAGGUGUGUAAAAGAUCUGAUAACUAUACAGGAAGAGAGUUAUAUAUACAAAGUCUCAGAUUUAGGUAUGUCUGAUUCGAAUGUCAACAUCGCUGCUGCUGACGACAACGAAAGGAAAGAAUCGUCAGCUGAAAUGAAGAAAACGUUCCCGAAAGUUUCCCAUAGAUCGACGAAUCUAGCAAAGGACGAAGCCAUUGAGAACAACACCAUAGCGUUCAGCGCUGCUCCUGUAGACGUCAUUUCUGACCCGGGUUCCGGCCAAACUGUUAUUUUCGGAAACGUCUUUACGAAUUUCGGAGCCACCUACAGCUCAACUUCCGGAAUAUUCACGUCCACACGUCGGGGUGUUUAUAUAUUUUUCUGGACAAUCGAGGUCGCUAAUCCGAAUUUCAUUAGUACGGAAUUAGUGCGAAACGGUAUGGCCAUCGGCGAAAUUACGGUCACCGGAAGUAACGAUUGGAGGGUCGCCUCUAACAUGCUGUCGGUGGAACUGGUCAUUGGUGACGAGGUAUGGGUACGCGUGGAUGGUCAUUCCCUUGGGGCAGACAUUCAGAAAUCUGGAACUUGUUUUACUGGAUUCUUGCUUCAUUGA